UCAUCUACUCUAUCUUAUUUACUCUUCCCUCGUAUACUCUCUCCUCUCUGCUCUCUCUCUCUCAUUUCAUCUCUAUAUCUCUCCUCUCCCACCUCAAAAUCAUUCCUUGUUAUAGGAAACAAAUAUGGCUGAAACUCUUGGAGAGCCACCCAAAAGUACACCUCCUAUGGAUUCACAUAACUUCCCGUCCAUAAUGUUCUCAUGCUUCCCCAUCACUCUCAAGUUCUUAGACGUGUGCUACCGGGUGAGGGUACAAGACAACGUCUCAACCACGAACCUCACAAAAAUGUUCAAUUUACCGGAUCCUACGCAGACGAGUCAAGAAAAGAUCAUUUUAACCAACAUAACCGGCACGGUUUCUCCCGGAGAAAUCCUGGCCGUUCUCGGCCCAUCAGGGAGCGGCAAAUCAACUCUCCUCAAUGCCCUCGCUGGCAGACUCCACGGCCAAAACCUGACCGGUUCAAUCCUCGCCAACGGUCGAAAACUGACUAAACCGGUCCUCAAACGAACCGGGUUCGUCACCCAAGACGACGUUCUCUACCCUCACCUGACCGUCAAAGAAACCCUAAUCUUCUGCUCCCUCCUCCGCCUCCCGUCCACCCUCUCCAAACCCGAAAAAAUCGCGAUCGCCACAUCAAUCAUCACCGAGCUAGGGCUCGACAAAUGCGAGAACACCCUCAUAGGAAACAGCUUCAUUCGCGGAGUCUCGGGUGGAGAGCGCAAAAGAGUGAGCAUAGCUCAUGAAAUGCUCAUAAACCCUAGCUUAUUAGUCCUCGACGAGCCCACUUCAGGGCUGGACUCCACGGCAGCUCACCGCCUUCUCUCCACGUUAAAAUCCCUAGCGGCGAAGGGGAAGACGGUGGUGACGUCAGUGCAUCAGCCGUCGAGCAGGGUUUAUCAGAUGUUUGAUAAGGUUUUGGUGUUGUCCGAAGGGAGGAGUAUCUAUUUCGGGAAAGGCAGUGAAUCUAUGAAUUAUUUCGAGUCUAUUGGAUUUUCGCCGUCUUUUCCCAUGAAUCCUGCUGAUUUUCUGCUCGACCUCGCUAACGGCGUGUGUCAACUUGAGGGUGCAACAGAGACAGACAAACCAAAUGUAAAACAAGUACUUGUAUCCUCCUACAACAACUUGGUAGCUCCCAGGGUGAAAGCACUUUGCAUGGAAGCCACAAACCUCAUCCCAACAGAGACCAAAAUCCAAUCCACCGGAGUCACUCAAAAUCCGAACCGCAAUGCCUGCUCAACCUGCAUUUCAACUUGGUUCAAUCAAUUCGGCAUUCUCAUGCAACGAAGUUUAAAAGAGCGAAAACACGAAACCCUCAACUCACUCAGGGUUUUCCAGGUGCUUGCAGCUUCAUUGUUAGCUGGUUCAAUGUGGUGGCACUCGGAUUAUCAUGAUGUUCAAGACCGGCUUGGUCUUCUCUUCGUGAUUUCCAUCUUUUGGGGAGUUUUUCCAUCUUUUAACGCGGUGUUUGUGUUCCCACAAGAGCGAGCCAUUUUCAUCAAAGAAAGGGCUUCUGGUAUGUACACAUUGUCAUCCUAUUUCAUGGCACACAUUGUCGGGGAUCUGCCUAUGGAGCUCAUUCUUCCCACAAUGUUUAUCGCGAUAACGUACUGGAUGACCGGAUUGAAACCUGAAGUUGGAGCUUUUCUUCUGACUGUAUUAGUCCUUCUAGGAUAUGUCCUUGUGUCACAAGGGCUAGGCCUUGCUUUCGGAGCAAUAAUCAUGGAUGCUAAACGAGCCUCCACAAUUGUAACCGUCACAAUGCUAGCAUUCGUGUUAACAGGAGGAUACUACGUGCACAAGGUGCCCUCCUGCUUGGCCUGGAUCAAAUACCUUUCCACUACAUUUUAUAGUUAUCGGCUUCUAAUCAACGUCCAAUAUGGACAGGGAAACGAAAUUGCAUCCCUUCUCGGGUGCUCUCAUGGCCACCGAUUUAACAGAGCUAGUUGCAAGUUCAUAGAAGAAGAUAUCGGAAACCAAAUCCACCCUGGUAUGAGCAUUAUGAUAAUGUUUUUCAUGUUCAUAAUGUAUCGGAUGAUCGCAUACUUUGCAUUGAGGAGAAUCACCUCAUGAGGAAAAAUCUGAGCACAUUUUCGCAGUGACUUCGAGUUCUUAUGAUGGGAGGUUGUAGAAUAGGUCAAUUGAUAUAAUUAUACUAACUCAUGUGGUUCAAUGUCAAGUAUCAAAGGACCUACAAUGUAAAGGUAGCUAGAGAGAGUAAGAAUGUUCUUUAAUGUUGCUCAAUGCUUCUGGAAACUGGCAAAAUGAAAAUGUGCAUUUGCCGAUGUUUCAUGACCAAGUUUAUGAGAAUUUAUAUUAAUUCCAUCAAUAAAAUUAUUUAGCAA
Molecule: messenger RNA, 2343 nt
Organism: Daucus carota subsp. sativus
Lineage: Eukaryota; Viridiplantae; Streptophyta; Magnoliopsida; Apiales; Apiaceae
Product: ABC transporter G family member 25
Exons: 3
Coding region: 125-2071 (648 amino acids)
Biological process (GO): transmembrane transport
Cellular component (GO): plasma membrane
Molecular function (GO): ABC-type transporter activity; ATP binding; ATP hydrolysis activity
Source: RefSeq, a predicted model, not a curated record